Molecule: messenger RNA, 5453 nt
Organism: Trichechus manatus latirostris (Florida manatee)
Lineage: Eukaryota; Metazoa; Chordata; Mammalia; Sirenia; Trichechidae
Gene: ADAM22
Product: ADAM metallopeptidase domain 22
Exons: 32
Coding region: 53-2947 (964 amino acids)
Biological process (GO): proteolysis
Cellular component (GO): postsynaptic density membrane
Molecular function (GO): metalloendopeptidase activity
Source: RefSeq, a predicted model, not a curated record
CUGGUCAUGAGGAACUGAGCGUCUCUGGCGAGGCGGGCUGACGGGCAGCACUAUGCAGGCGGCGGCGGCUGCGUCCGUGCUCUUCUUGCUGCUCUGCGCUUUGGGGACCUGUCCCCCGGUGCUCUGCGGCCGGGCAGGAGACGCCUCGUUGACGGAGCUGGAGAGGAGGAACGACAACCGUUUCCUGGAGCGCCAGAGCAUCGUGCCGCUCCGGCUUAUCUCCCGAUCCAGCGACGAGGACGAAACUCGGCACGACUUGCUCGACACGCGGGUGCGGGUCGACCCGGGCGGUCGGCAGUUGACUCACAUCGACCAAGCAGCCUUCCAGGUUGAUGCCUUUGGAACAUCAUUCAUUCUCGAUGUCAUAUUAAAUCAUGAUUUGCUGUCCUCUGACUAUACAGAGAGACACAUUGAACAUGGAGGCAAGACUGUGGAAGUUAAAGGAGGGGAACACUGCUACUACCAGGGCCAUAUUCGAGGAAACCUUGCCUCAUUUGUUGCACUGUCGACAUGCCAUGGACUUCAUGGGAUGUUCUAUGACGGGAACCACACAUAUCUCAUUGAGCCAGAAGAAAAUGACACGUCCCAAGAAGAUUUCCGAUUUCAUUCAGUUUACAAAUCCAGACUGUUUGAAUUUCCUUUGGAUGACCUUCCAUCUGAAUUCCAACAAGUAAACAUCACUUCACCAAAAUUUAUUUUGAAGCCAAGACCAAAAAGGAGUAAAAGGCAGCUUCGCCGACAUCCUCGUAACGUAGAGGAGGAAACCAAAUAUAUUGAACUGAUGAUUGUGAAUGAUCAUCUCAUGUUUAAAAAACAUCGGCUUUCAGUUGUACAUACCAAUACCUAUGCGAAAUCUGUGGUGAACAUGGCAGAUUUAAUAUAUAAAGACCAACUUAAGACAAGGAUAGUAUUGGUUGCCAUGGAAACCUGGGCAGCUGACAACAAGUUCGCCAUAUCUGAAAAUCCACUGAUCACCCUACGUGAGUUUAUGAAAUACAGGAGGGAUUUUAUCAAAGAGAAAAGUGAUGCAGUUCACCUUUUUUCGGGAAGUCAAUUUGAGAGUAGCCGGAGCGGGGCAGCUUAUAUUGGUGGGAUUUGCUCGUUGCUGAAAGGAGGAGGCGUGAAUGAAUUUGGGAAAACUGAUUUAAUGGCAGUCACACUUGCCCAGUCCUUAGCCCAUAAUAUUGGUAUUAUCUCGGACAAAAGAAAGUUAGCAAGUGGUGAGUGUAAAUGUGAGGACACUUGGUCUGGAUGCAUUAUGGGAGAUACCGGCUAUUAUCUUCCUAAAAAGUUCACCGAGUGUAAUAUUGAAGAAUAUCAUGACUUCUUGAAUAGUGGAGGUGGUGCCUGCCUUUUCAACAAACCUUCUAAGCUCCUCGACCCUCCUGAGUGUGGCAAUGGCUUCAUUGAAACUGGAGAGGAGUGUGACUGUGGGACUCCUGCGGAAUGUGUCCUUGAAGGAGCAGAAUGUUGUAAGAAAUGCACCUUGACUCAAGACUCUCAGUGCAGUGAUGGCCUUUGUUGUAAAAAGUGCAAGUUUCAGCCUAUGGGGACUGUGUGCCGAGAAGCAGUAAAUGAUUGUGAUAUUCGUGAAACGUGCUCAGGAAAUUCAAGCCAGUGUGCCCCUAACAUCCAUAAAAUGGAUGGAUACCCAUGUGAUGGUGUUCAGGGAAUUUGUUUUGGAGGAAGAUGUAAAACCAGGGAUAGACAAUGCAAAUACAUCUGGGGGCAAAAAGUGACAGCAUCAGACAAAUACUGCUAUGAGAAACUGAAUAUUGAAGGGACCGAGAAGGGUAACUGUGGCAAAGACAAAGACACCUGGAUACAGUGCAACAAACGGGAUGUGCUUUGUGGUUACCUUUUAUGUACCAAUAUUGGUAAUAUCCCAAGGCUUGGAGAACUCGAUGGUGAUAUCACAUCUACUUUAGUUGUGCAGCAGGGAAGAACAUUAAACUGCAGUGGUGGCCAUGUUAAGCUUGAAGAAGAUGUAGAUCUUGGCUAUGUGGAAGAUGGUACACCUUGUGGUCCCAAAAUGAUGUGCUUAGAACACAGGUGUCUUCCUGUGGCUUCCUUUAACUUUAGUACUUGCUUAAGCAGUAAAGAAGGCACUGUUUGUUCAGGAAAUGGAGUUUGCAGUAAUGAGCUGAAAUGUGUGUGCAACAGACACUGGAUUGGUGCAGACUGCAACACUUACUUCCCGCACAAUGUUGAUGCAAAGACUGGUAUAACUCUGUCUGGCAACGGUGUUGCUGGUACCAAUAUCAUAAUAGGCAUAAUUGCUGGCACCAUUUUAGUGCUGGCCCUCAUAUUAGGAAUAACUGCGUGGGGCUAUAAAAACUAUCGAGAACAGAGACAGUUACCCCAGGGAGAUUAUGUAAAAAAGCCUGGAGAUGGUGACUCUUUUUAUAGCGACAUUCCUCCUGGAGUCAGCACAAACUCAGCAUCUAGUUCUAAGAAGAGGUCUGCUUUUCUGUCGCAUUUUCAGAUUUCUACCUGUUCCAUCACACAUUAUUCCAUUAGUCAGAACAUUUCAUUAUUUUGCAGCAGGUCAAAUGGACUUUCUCAUUCCUGGAGUGAAAGAAUUCCCGACACAAAGCAUAUUUCAGACAUCUGUGAAAAUGGGCGACCUCGAAGUAACUCUUGGCAAGGUAACCUGGGAGGCAACAGAAAGAAAAUCAGAGGCAAAAGAUUUAGACCUCGGUCUAAUUCAACUGAGUAUUUAAACCCAUGGUUCAAAAGAGACUAUAAUGUAGCUAAGUGGGUAGAAGAUGUGAAUAAAAACACUGAAGGACCAUACUUUAGGACUUUAUCUCCUGCGAAGUCUCCUUCUUCAUCAACUGGAUCUAUUGCCUCCAGCAGAAAAUACCCUUACCCAAUGCCUCCACUUCCCGAUGAAGAGAAGAAAGUGAACCGACAAAGUGCCAGGCUAUGGGAGACAUCCAUUUAAGAUCAACUGUUUACAUGUGACACAUCGAAACUGUUCACUUCAACUUUUAUAGAAACCCAACCUCAAGGAAUCACUGCAAAUCUAUCUGCUCUUCAGACAACCCGAAGACCCUUAGAUGCCACGGAGGAGAGGAAGCUGAUUACCACAUCUGGAUAUCAUUUUCUUUUUGUCAUUGGCUUAGGAUUUAACUGAACCAUGAAAAGAACCACUGAAAUGUUACACUAUCACAUGGAACAGUAAAGGGACUGGUAUGUUAAUGGAUAAUCCGCAUGACAGAUAUAUGUAGAACUAUCACUAUCUUACAUGACCCAAAUGUAGCAAGUUUCCUAAGGGACUAUAGUGAAUUCAUAACUUGACAUUCUGAAGCACAUUCUCAUUGUAGACAGUAAUGCUAUGUGCAUGAAGCUUCUGUUUAUUGUUUUCUACAUUUAAGGAAACAACAUCCCAUAAUAGCAACUAGCAUGCAGGGCUAAGGCAUAUAGGAUUUUUCUGCAGGACUUUUAAGCUUUGAAAGGCCAGUAUCCCAUAUCUAACUUUAAACAUGUAUUUUUAUUUUUGUUUUUUACUUUUCAUAUUUAUAUCAGCACACAAGGACAAUUGUACAUACGUAAACAUUUUUAAAAUUAAACAAAACAAACAGUUGUUACACACAAGUGUAUUUUGCCAAAUGCCUAAAAAUAAUCAGUUACAAAUCACAUCGUCAUCAUCCAUCAAAUGAUCCUUAAAGAUUGUAAGCAGAUGAUGUAAACAUAGUGGUCAAUGCGGUAAAUUUGUCUCUCCAUAAUUAGUAUUGGUCCAAAACGUGAUAUCCCUUUAAAUUGUGGACUGUCUGGAGGUAGUUUUAUUGAGUGGUUCAUUGAGCAAAUGAACAAAAUGCCCAACAAAUCUUGUGGCCUCCACAGCUUGCUGGAGCCAAGAGUUCAGUAGUGCAGCUGCUGUCCUGCCUUGAGACACUCUGCUGCUGGUCCCUGGGGAUGACUCAUCCAGCCUGUCCACUCGUCAUCUGGUGGCAUACAAUGCCUGCCUCAGCAGCUGUUAUCUUUCAGUACCAGAGUACACCUGCUGGUCUCACCCUGGAGGCUUGUGAGCCUCACAGUAGAAUGUCCUGCUGAGAUGAAACAAGUGCACCGAAGACACGUGUGAGGCUACAGCUGCUGGCAAAUCUGUAGCUUCCAACUUGUUGAUACUCUAAUCCUUUAUGGCCUGAAGUUUUAUUCCUUAAAAAAAAAAACAACUUUUUAGCCACCCUUAUGUGUGAAAUGAAUGACUUGUUUAAAAAAAAGCAAAAACUUUUACACUGUUUAUUAAAGAUAUUUGUCAUCGGUGUGACUUAAGGAGACCCAACAGGUCAUUCAGCACUGACUCUGAAGCAAGAUGAUGAAGGUUCUACAGUCUGGGUUGGAAAGCGUCAACAGGCCAGAAGGUGCUAAAUGAAGCCUCAGGCCACAGGUGUGCAGCAACUGUGAAGUUUCACAAACAGCUGGCAGGGGAAAGAAUCUGAUGUUUUGGACCCUGUAUUUUUUUAAUCUAUAGAAAAGUGAGAAAUCUGUAUUAAAAGCCCCUCCUUUAAAACCAAAGUUUGGUAGCUAUUAUAAUACAGCCAUCUGGCUAAAAGAAAGCUACCCUAGCAAGGCUACUCUUGUGAACUCGGAAAUUGAUAGGAUCAGUCAGAUGUUCUGUAUGUGAAUUUUUUCAGAAUUUCCUCAUUUUCUGUCCUUUUUCUUGAGAUGAAUGGAAUCUGCAGGUAAGAUUUCGGAAAUGCCCUCUAAAUUUGCUUUUCCCCAGUAAUGUCUAUGGACAGACUCCAUUUCCUCCCCAUAACCAGUCAUCUUAGGUGGCUGAAUUGAAGCCUAAAGUUAGAAAGCAAUGUUUCAUACUCUGCGUGUUUAUUUCUUCGGUAAUAGACCUCUCUUCUGAAAGUCUUUGAAAACAUUUAAAAAGUAAUCUAAGCAUCCAAAAAUAUAUGGUAUAAAUCACAUUUUUUUAAUGACAGGAAGGGAUGUGAUUGCUGGUACUACCAUAAAACAAUCCAGUUGGACUAAGGCCUGCGUGAACAUUGGGCAUUGUUGCCACAUGACUCAAGCCAAGGACAGAAGGGUAGACAGAUUUAAAAAUGUAGCAAAUAAAGUGGCUUUUGACCAUGAUCACUUUUUAAUGUGCUCUGAAUGUUUUCUGGUAUUGAGUGUAUAAAAAGCUAAUGUUAUAGGGUUUAUUUUGACUAUAAAAGAGUUUAUAGAUUUGAAUGUAAGGUACCUUAUGCUUCCUAGUUAUAGUUAUACAAGCCCUAAACUGAAAGAAUCUAUAAAUGGGCUAGCUAAGUAGUCAACAGAUCUCGUUUUUACUCUUCCCUCUCCCUCUGCAAGUCUCUCUCUGUCUUCCCUCACCUUAAUUAUUUUUACAUGAAAAUUAUUUCAAAUGAAAAUCAUUAUUAUGUGCCUUUUGGGAGGCAUGGUUGCUCCAGAGGUAUAUAGUUUAUAGUCAUCCUCCAAGUGUUUUUUUUUUUUUU